CAAAUUUGAUAUGUAUUUAGUUAUAUAUGUAAUGCACUCCACUCUUUUCUUUUCGAUUCGAUGAGAUAAAAGACAGGGAGGUGAUUUACCAAAAUUACCCUCGAUUAAUUUGAGUUCGAUAUUCGGGCACUCGCACACCCAGUCGAAGGAGAAGAUUAGGGUUUUACGAUCUAAGCAAGAAAGGAGAACUGAUCGGCAGUCGAAGGAGAAGACAAGUUCAAGUAUUUCUGCCUUGCCACUGAUAAUCAUCAUCUACAUCUAAUGGCGCCCCCUCCUGGCCCUUACUCCGGCACCAGCACCCUCGCUCUGGUAGCCCGUGCAUCAGCUUUCACCUUUGGUUUAGUUUACGGAAACAUUAAACUCAAGGUUCUGAAGGCAAAGGCCAAGUCACGUGCCAAAGCUGAAGCCAAGGCCCAUCACUGAUGAACUCAUUUAUGAUGUAGCUUGUAGCGAUGGAAAUUUCCACAUAGGGAGACACUCUGAUCAUUGGUUGGAGAAAUAUGAUUUUUCGCUUGAUAAUUUAGUAAAUUUUGUUUAUUUUACUGCCGAAACAAAGAAAAUUUCUUUAUUUAGACGAGGUUGGUUUUGCGAAUACCGUAUGGUGUACGCUUAGUUUGUCAGUUCCCAUUGGUAAUAUUCUACCUGUGAGAAGGUUGUUCUUGAAAUAAAGGCCACACACCAUCCUGAUGAAUAAGACAGUUUGAGAUUUUUUUCUGUUAA
This is a messenger RNA of Cucumis melo (muskmelon), 720 nucleotides long. RefSeq lists its product as uncharacterized. NCBI's taxonomy places the organism in Eukaryota, Viridiplantae, Streptophyta, Magnoliopsida, Cucurbitales, Cucurbitaceae. The record is from RefSeq and is a predicted model, not a curated record. Bases 262 to 423 code for a protein of 53 amino acids. The transcript has 4 exons.